CCUGUUCCGCUCCUCUUCCGGCUCGCAGAUUCCUCACGAACAGCAGGCGGGGACUGGCGCCUCUGGCUCAAAAAAUUCAGCGGCGGCUCUGCCCAGGUCCAGGAAACUCCUGCUCUGCAGCCGCGUGCGUUGGGCCGGGAACCGAGGGCGGAGCUGGGCCGCAGAGGCCGUGGCGAAUCGGUGACCGAUCGGCAUUGGCGGAGCUGGCGAGGCCCGAGAGCGCCCCGGCGACUCAGUGGACCCGACGGGAUGGAUCCCGUGCUCUCCACUGUCCGGCUCACUGUCCGGGAGGCGGUUCACACCCUUUCAUCGUCUGAGGAUGGGGGCUGCAUCUUCUCCACUCUGGGAUCCCUGAAGCGGUAUCUUGGUGAAACGGAGAACCCAGCCCUUCCUGAGGAGCAGGAGGAGUUUGCCAGGAUCCACUUUUCCAUGUUUCUCAGAUGCCUUGUCGGCAAACUGAGCCCAGACUGGCUGGAGCUGCUGCCUGAUGGCCAGUUGGAGGAGCUGUGGGCCAGCUUCUUCCUGGAGGGCCCAGCUGAUCAAGCCUUCCUGGUGCUGAUGGAGGCCAUCGAGGGUGCUGCCAGCCCCAGCUUCCGUCUGAUGAAGAUGGCACGGCUGCUGGCCCGGUUCCUGAGCGCAGGCAGGAUGGCCGCUGUGAUGGAGGGGCAAUGUCGACAGCAGAUGGAGCCGGCCUUCCCGCUGCUCCAGGAGACACUCCUUAGCAAAGUGGUGGGCUUACCUGAUCACCUGGGCAACCGCCUGCAGCGGGAGAACCUGGCUGGAUUCUUCCCUCAAAACUACUUCCCUCUGCUCGGCGAGGAGCUCCUGCGGGCCCUGCAGGUGGUCGUGGAGUCUCUCCGAGGUGGCUUGGACUGCUCCGUCUCCUUCCUGUCUCAGGUCCUGGGAAAAGCCUGUGUCCAUGGGAGACAGAAGGAGCUCCUGGGUGUGCUGGUGCCCCGGCUGACAGCGCUCACCCAGGGCAGCUGCCUCUGGCAGCGGGUCUGCUGGCGCCUGGUGGAGCGCGUGCCCGACCGGGCCAUGGAGGCUGUACUGACAGGGCUGGUGGAAGCUGCCUCGGGGCCUGAAGUCCUGUCGCGGCUUUUGGGGAACCUGGUGAUGAAGAGUAAGAAGGCCCAGUUUGUGAUGACCCGGAAGCUCCUGUUCCUACAGUACCGCUACACGACACCCGUGCUGCAGAGCCUGCUAGGGUACCUGGCCAUGGACAGCCAGCGGCGCCCGCUCCUCAUACAGGCAUUGAAGGAGCUCCUGGAGACGUGGGGCAGCAGCAGUGCCAUCCGCCACGCACCCCUGGCACAGCAGCACUACAUCAGCAAGGCCAUCCUCGUGUGCCUGGCACACCUGGGGGAGGCAGAGCUCCAGGACUGCCGGGACGAGUUGCUGGCCAGCCUGAUGGCGGGAGUGCAGAGUCAUCUGGACAGCAGCCUGCCCGCCGUGCGCCGCCUGGGAAUGAUCGUGGCUGAGGUGGCCAGUGCCCAGAUCCACCCCGAGGGGCCUCCCCUGAGGUUCCAGUAUGAAGAGGAUGAAUUGACCCGUGAGCUCCUGGCCUUGGCCACCCCACAGCCUGCGGCUAACAGCCCCUCGGAGGCAGGCCCGCCUGUUGCUCCAGUCACCGCAGAGACCCCUAACAAGGAGACGGUGAGCAGCGGUGGCCCCCAGGCUCAGUCAGAGGGCUCCGACUCUGAGCUGGACAGCGACGACGAGUUUGUCCCCUACGACAUGUCGGGGGACACAGAGCUGAGGAGCAGCAAGGCACCUGUGUACGUGCGGGACUGCGUGGAAGCUCUGACCACGUCCGAGAACUGGGAACGCUGGGAGGCAACCCUGUGGGCCCUUGAGGGGCUGAUCUUCAGGAGCCCAGCUGCCACUCAGGAGGUGAGUGUGGAGCUGGCCAAGGUGCUACUGCACCUGGAGGAGAAGACGGGUGUGGCAGGAUUCGAGGGGCUGCGCCAGAGGGCCCUGGUGGCAGUCACAGUCACAGACCCGGUGCGGGUGGCAGAGUACCUGACCACACAGUUCUACGCCCUCAACUACAGCCUUCGGCAGCGCAUGGACAUUCUAGAUGUCCUGACUCUGGCUGCCCAGGAGCUGUCCCAGCCCUCGGCGCGCCGGAAGCCUCCCCAGCAGGGCCCCCCAGGUCCCGGCCCCCAGCCCGGCAGCCCCGCCACCCCCGCCUGGCGAGCAGUGGUGGAGGAGCGCAUCAGGAGCAAGACCCGGCGGGUCUCCAAGGGGUCUGCGGGGCAGGGACCGGCCGCUGACCCCAACAAAUUCAACUCAGUUGCUGGCUACUUCUUCUUCCCCCUCAUCCAGCAUUUCGACAGACCUCUAGUGACCUUCGACCUUUUGGGAGAUGACCAGUUGGUUCUUGGGAGACUGGUGCACACCUUAGGGGCCCUGAUGUACCUGUCUGUGAACACCAUGGUGGCUGUGCCCAUGGGCAAGGCCCUGCUGGAGUUCGUGUGGGUCCUUCGUUUCCAUGGUGACGCCUACGUGCGCCAGGGCUUGCUGUCUGCUGUCUCCUCCGUACUUCUCAGCGUCCCAGCCGAGCAACUGCUGGCAGACCUGCCGGACGAGCUGCUGGAAGCCCAGUCUUGGCUGGCAGACGUGGCCCAGAAGGACCCGGACGAGGACUGCAGGACGCUGGCAAUUAAGGCGCUGCUGCUCCUGGAGAAGCUCAGAGACAAGCUCCUCCCACCCCCGCCUCCUUAGUCACAGGAGGGGAGGCCCUCCUAGUGCUGGAGGCUCAGCCACUGUCCCCAGGGCCUCUGGGCUCUGCCCCCCAGCUGGUGGGACUCCAGGAGGGACUCCAGGAGAGCCACUGUGGAGUAGGGAGGAGGAGCUGCAGUUCAGCCUAACGCAUCCGCCUCCAGACUGGUAGAGCUGGGGGCUGCCGGGCCGGGGGCUUCUUGGCGAGCGCCCCCAGCCCCUUUCCUGCCCUCAAGGCAGGUGACUUUAAAACAGCGGAAAAGAGGCGGGAGGGUAUAGCUCAAAUGGUAGCAUGCAUGCCUAGCGUGCACGAGGUCCUGGGUUCAAUCUCCAGUACCUCCACUGAAAAAAAAACUAGUAAUAAAUAAACAGACCUAGCGACCCCCACCACACACACAAAAAACAGCAAAAAAGGGAGAAUAAAGGAAGUGCAGGAGC
Molecule: messenger RNA, 3162 nt
Organism: Vicugna pacos (alpaca)
Lineage: Eukaryota; Metazoa; Chordata; Mammalia; Artiodactyla; Camelidae
Gene: TELO2
Product: telomere maintenance 2
Biological process (GO): 'de novo' cotranslational protein folding
Cellular component (GO): cytosol
Molecular function (GO): telomeric repeat DNA binding; Hsp90 protein binding
Source: RefSeq, a predicted model, not a curated record